AUGGGCAAUCAGACCCAAGUCUUGGAGUUCAUCCUACUUGGCCUCUCCUCAGCGCCCCAGCACCAGCAGGUCUUCUUCAGUCUGUCCUUCACCUUGUACUUGAUUGGAGGUCUGGGUAACCUGCUCACCCUCUUGGCCAUCAUCUCUGACUCGCGUCUCCACAGCCCCAUGUACUUCUUCCUCAGCAACCUGUCUCUUCUUGACCUCUGCUUUACCUCCUCCACCAUCCCUAAGAUGCUGGCCAACCACCUGUGUGGAUGCACCACCAUCUCUUUCCCAGCAUGCUUGGCCCAGAUGUAUUUCUUCAUAGCUUUGGGGGCAGCUGACAGCAUCCUUCUCUCAGCCAUGGCCUAUGACCGCUACCUGGCCAUCUGUUGCCCACUGCACUAUGUGACCGUCAUGGACGCCCUUCGGUGUAUCUUGCUGGUGGCAGUACCCUGGAUCUCAGCCAACCUCGUCUCCCUGAUCCACACAAUCCUGAUGACGCGCCUGUCCUUUUGCUUCAACAGAAUCCCACACUUCUUCUGUGACCUCAAUGCCUUGAUCAAGCUCUCUUGCUCUGAUACGCACGUCAAUGAGAUGCUGGUGCUGGUCCUGGGGGGCUCUGUGGUUUUGAUUCCUUUUAUGUGCAUCAUGGUCUCUUACACACUUAUCGCAGUGGCCGUGUGGCGGGUGCCCUCAGCGCAGGGGAAGCGGAAAGCCGUCUCCACCUGCGGCUCUCACCUUUGUGUUGUCAUUCUCUUCUACGGAACGAUCAUUGGCGUCUACUUCAACCCCACAGCCACCCACGCCACUUGGAGGGACAUGGCAGCCACCGUGAUGUAUACUCUGGUCACCCCCAUGAUGAACCCCUUCAUUUACAGCCUGCGGAACCGAGACCUGAAAGGUGCCCUCAGGAAACUGCUUGGUGGGAACCACUUGGCUAAGUCGACCAACUCUCUUUAG
Messenger RNA from Echinops telfairi (small Madagascar hedgehog), 945 nucleotides. Its product is annotated as olfactory receptor 1361-like. Gene Ontology annotation, cellular component: membrane. Gene Ontology annotation, biological process: G protein-coupled receptor signaling pathway. Gene Ontology annotation, molecular function: G protein-coupled receptor activity; olfactory receptor activity. The coding region runs from base 1 to 945 and encodes 314 amino acids. NCBI's taxonomy places the organism in Eukaryota, Metazoa, Chordata, Mammalia, Afrosoricida, Tenrecidae. The transcript has a single exon. The record is from RefSeq and is a predicted model, not a curated record.